GUGAGCAAUUCCUAUGUGCCAAAGACUACCCAAGGCUCUUUUUUGUAUGUUGUAUUAAAUCUCACAACAGCCCUGAAAGAUAAGGCAGGACCACGGUUCUAGCCACACAUUUUAUCUCUCAGUCAGCCCCAGAUAUCCGCAAAAAAUUAAAGAAAGUCGAGGAAGGCCCUCAGACCCCCAUUUCUGACCUAGUGAGAAUGGCAUUUAAGGUCUUUAACUCCCGUGAGGAAGCCGCAGAGCUGAAGCGACAGGCCAGACUCCAGCAGAAGGUUCAGCUACAAACCCAGGCCUUGGUAGCAGCCCUGCGGCCGGCCGGCUCCAGGAGCCAGCAGAAAGGGGGAACCACCCGCACCCCUCCGGGGGCCUGCUUCAAAUGCGGGGCUGAAGGCCAUUGGGCCCGUCAGUGCCCCACCCCGAGGGCACCAACCCGACCAUGCCCUCUCUGCCAUUUGAUGGGCCACUGGAAAUCCGACUGCCCUAGCCUCAGGGAAUCCUCGGCGCCUCAACGCGGGGGAAGACCCGAGACGAUGGCAGCUCCUUCCUGGCUGCGGAUGGUCGGAGACACGCCGCCUAUGCUGUAGUCACCCCAGAGACGGUAGUGGAGACAGUCCCCCUCCCAAUUGGGACUACUUCCCAAAAGGCUGAACUUAUAGCUCUCACCAGGGCUCUACAUCUAUCUAAGGGACAACGAGUCACCAUCUACACCGACUCAAAAUAUGCCUAUCUCAUCGUUCAUACUCAUUCCGUCCUCUGGCAGGAGCGGGGAUUUUUAACCACCAAGGGGACGCCUAUAGUAAAUGGACCUCUCAUUGCCAAAUUGCUUGAGGCCCUUAGUCUGCCCACUGAGGUUGCAAUCGUUCACUGUAGGGGCCAUCAGACUUCUAAAGACAUGGUCUCCAUAGGAAAUAAUAAGGCCUACUCAGUGGCCAGGGAAACGGCCUUAAGUAACCCAAUAUCUCCCAUCCUCUUCCUUAAUACCCCUCAUCGACCUUCCUACUCUAUAAAGGAGACUCAAGCCCUCCAGGCCCUGGGAGGAAAGGCAGAAAGUAAAGGAUGGAUUUACAUCCGAGGGAAGAUUGCCCUCCCAGAAAACCUGGCCCAUACCCUAAUUACUGAUAUCCACCAAUCUCUCCAUAUUGGCCCAAGGGCACUGAACCAGUUUCUCCAGCCCCUGUUUUACUAUCCAUCCCUACCUAAGGUGAUUGAGGCUGUCCAUAGGGCUUGUAAAACCUGCUCGGCCGUAAAUGCACAGGGAGGAAUCCGCAGGCCGGGGCCUAACCAUCAGCUCUGAGGCCAUCAGCCCGGUGAAGACUGGCAGCUGGACUUCACUCACAUGCCCCGCCAUAAAGCCUUUCGUUAUCUACUGACUUUGGUUGAUACUUUUACAGGAUGGAUUGAGGCAUACCCCACAGCCAGAGAGACUGCAGAUGUGGUGGCCACAAUCCUCAUCGAGCACAUCAUCCCGAGGUUUGGGUUACCCCGGACCCUACAGUCAGACAACGGGCCGGCAUUUAUCUCCAGUGUGACCCAACAGGUGGCCGAGAGCCUCAACAUUACCUGGAAGCUGCACAUCCCCUACCACCCUCAGUCUUCGGGUAAGGUGGAAAGGGCCAACGGGCUACUUAAGGCUCAACUCACUAAACUUACCCUGGAGACUCGCCUGUUGUGGCCCACACUGUUACCUAUAGCUCUCACCAGACUCUGGGCAUCCCCCCGAGGACCAUCAGGUUUGAGUCCCUUUGAGUUACUGUACGGUCGGCCCUUCCUUAUCAACCACAACCUCCCGGCCAUUCCUCCACCUCUUUUAUCCUAUCUGCCUUAACUUACCCUCCUCCUGGCCCUCUUGAGAGCCCAUGCCGAUGCUGUCAUUCCGGCCCCGACCGACAAUGCCUCCGAGGAAGCCUCUCCACGAGACUUAUCCCCAGGGGACCAGGUCCUUCUCAGAAAUCUGCAGCCUGGCUCCCUGCAGACCCGAUGGACCAGACCUCACACGGUCAUCCUCACCACCCCAACCGCGGCAAAAUUGCUGGGACAUACGGCAUGGGUGCACAUCAACAACCUUAAACGGGCACCCACAGGUAUCGAAUGGACCUCCCAGAUGGUGGGACCCACCAAACUCCGCCUGGCUAGGGCUCCUUCUCAUACUUCUCCUGAGCCCCCCGAUCCAAGCGGUAGAAUGUGAUUGCAUGAAAGGCAGCGGUACCUCGCGCUACUUUUCAUCUUAUACCCACAUGCCCAGAACUUGUUACUCAGGGAAGACACCCAUCACCUGUACUUCAAGACAUGUCGAAGGAACCUUUUGGAUGUCUAAACUUUCUCAAACCAACCGAUCCCCUUGCAGCCGGAACCCCAAGACUGGUAUGGUUACUUCUAAAGUUAAAGAACUCAGAGACCGAAUCCAGACCAGGUGCCAGGGCUCGUCUUUCUGGGGCCUAGACCCCCACACUUGGGUAACAUGGCUACUCCCUUUGGCGGGACCCCUAUGCCUAAUCCUUCUUCUCAUCUCUGUCGCCCCUUGCUUGUUUCGAUGUUUAUAGGAACACCUGCAAGAACUCACCCGGGUAUCUGUCAACCAACUUUUACUUCACCCAUACUCUGGCCUGCCCACAUCCGACUAUCCCUACAACGACGCCCCACCGUCAGCAGGAAGUAGCCAGAGCAGAGUCGACGCCCCCGACACCAUUAUAUAAAACAAAAGGUCGGAAUGUUGGGGCCAGGCGGGAAGGGAAACUCCUCAAGAUGGCGGAUACGCCAAAAUGGCUGAGGUUCCUGUCACCACCUCCACUUGGGACGACAGCUUGA
Molecule: messenger RNA, 2802 nt
Organism: Canis lupus familiaris (dog)
Lineage: Eukaryota; Metazoa; Chordata; Mammalia; Carnivora; Canidae
Product: probable ATP-dependent RNA helicase vasa-like
Exons: 2
Coding region: 198-581 (127 amino acids)
Molecular function (GO): zinc ion binding; nucleic acid binding
Source: RefSeq, a predicted model, not a curated record